Molecule: messenger RNA, 562 nt
Organism: Varanus komodoensis (Komodo dragon)
Lineage: Eukaryota; Metazoa; Chordata; Lepidosauria; Squamata; Varanidae
Gene: NDUFS5
Product: NADH:ubiquinone oxidoreductase subunit S5
Exons: 3
Coding region: 98-418 (106 amino acids)
Biological process (GO): mitochondrial respiratory chain complex I assembly
Source: RefSeq, a predicted model, not a curated record
AGGCGCAGGGGCGGGACGUCGUAAAAGUGCCGGCGCUUGACGGCAGCGGUGUCGCACGUUCGGGAAAGGGCGGACGGGCGGCGGCGGUCGAGGAGCCAUGCCUCUUCUUGAUCUUCAGGACAAGCUGGGAAUCAACUUUGAUAGAUGGCUGCUCAUCCAGAGUGCCUCCCAGCCCAACAAGCACGCUGCUGCGUGCCAUGCCUUUGAAAAGGAGUGGCUGGAGUGUGCCGAUGGCAUUGGGCUGGCACGUGCAAACCGGGAGUGCGUACAGGAGAAGGAGGACCUUUAUGAAUGUGUGAACAAGCAAAAAAUGAUACAGCGUAUGAAGACUAUCCUUGCACAGAAGAAGAAGCUGAUGAAGGAAGGGAAAUACACCCCGCCAGACUACCACAGUGGCAAGCCGGAGACCAACCCCUGAACUGCUGCUGCCCACAGCUGUGGGGGAGCCCACUGGCUCCGACUGUCUUGCGCUCGCUUCCUGGCACGGGUUGCUUGUGGGAUAAGUGAAGCUGCAGUCUGUCCCGGGCUUGAAUAAAAUCCCUCCUCGGCUCUUGCAUGUUGA